This is a messenger RNA of Callithrix jacchus (white-tufted-ear marmoset), 15840 nucleotides long. NCBI's taxonomy places the organism in Eukaryota, Metazoa, Chordata, Mammalia, Primates, Cebidae. The record is from RefSeq and is a predicted model, not a curated record.
GCAGCGCCGAGAUUGAUUCACCUUCACCUGCAGAACUCCAGCUGACCCACGUAGGAAGCCAGGCAAGCUGUAAAACAUGAACGGAAGAGUGGAUUAUUUGGUCACUGAAGAAGAAAUCAAUCUUACCAGAGGACCCUCAGGGCUGGGCUUCAACAUCGUCGGUGGGACAGAUCAGCAGUAUGUCUCCAACGACAGUGGCAUCUACGUCAGCCGCAUCAAAGAAAAUGGGGCUGCGGCCCUGGAUGGGCGGCUCCAGGAGGGUGAUAAGAUCCUUUCGGUAAAUGGCCAAGACCUAAAGAACCUGCUGCACCAAGAUGCUGUAGACCUCUUUCGUAAUGCAGGCUAUGCUGUGUCUCUGAGAGUGCAGCACAGGUUACAGGUGCAGAAUGGACCUGUAGGACAUCGAGGUGAAGGGGACCCAAGUGGUAUUCCCAUAUUUAUGGUGCUGGUGCCACUGUUUGCCCUCACUGUGGUAGCAGCAUGGGCUUUCAUGAGAUACCGGCGACAACUUUGAAAAACUUGUUCUCUUUCAGUGCUCCCAAUGAAGAUAACAUUUCACUCACCCCUGCUAUGCUGCCAUGUCUUUCCCUUUGUGUAGCCAGCACAUGAUUUGAAGUGACUGAUACCCACCCCAAACCUUGCUGUUCAGAAUCUCCAAUUCUUCAUAUCCUAAUGGGAAAGUAAAGGUAUUGUUUGAAGGAAAACUGAAGAAAACACUUGCUUAGAACAAAGGAGAAGUUACGUAUUUUACUAGGACUUUCAAUAGAAAUUCAGCUAUAACCCAAAGAGAGAAAGAUUCAGUCUUCCUCUCACCAUAGGCGAUACCUCUUUUCUUAGCUGGCAUCACAUAAAGGCCAGCUAUGUAAUAUUAGAGGAAGAAGGGAUUUUUCUUUUUAAUGAUCUUCCUUGGGAAAUUAUUAUGGCCUUUAUUUAAUUUCUAACUACAUACCUGGGUGCCUAUAUCAGACAAGGAGAGUGAGAAGAGCAUUUUUACUUUUUUUAAAAAGCAAAUACAUACAUACACAUACAUAUGCAAAUAUUAUAGUAUAAUAUUGAUAGCCAUGGAGAACUAAAGAGCUCAUGAGAAAGCUACUUUGUGGUUUCUAGGUUUCUGAUAAAAGGGAUGAUCUUAACUGAAGAAUUUAAAGAGAUACAGAGCAAAUGUAAUAGGCGCAAGGGAGUGAGCCUUAUAAGAGGAUGUUGUAAGUCUCAUUUAUUAAAAAAACCACUGAGGCUGGGUGUGGUGGCUCGUGCCCGUAAAUCCCAGCACUUUGGGAGGCUGAAGUGGGAGAUUGCUUGAGUCCAGGCGUUCAAGACCAGCCUGGGCAACAUAGCGAAACUUCAUCUCUACUUAAAAAAAAUAAAUAAAUAACUGAAGCGACUAAUUAAAAAUCUUAUUAGAAGAACAAUAUUUCUAAUAAUAACUGACUACAGUGAGUUAUCAUAAGAUAAAUUGUCAUAAUCUAGCGAGACUCAUAUCUAAGAAACUUUGAGGUGUAAAGGUAAAUCUUACAUAUCUCUGGGCUGCUCUAGUGACUUUUUUGAUAUCUCACAGUCUUGUUAAAGAACUAGGUGGGGCUGGGCAUCGUGGCUCAUGCCUGUAAUCCCAGCACUUGGGGAAGCUGAGGCAGGCAUAUCACAAGGUCAGGAGAUAAGACAAUUCUGGCUAAUACAGUGAAAUCCAUCUCUACUAAAACAAAACAUUAACUGGGCAUGGUGGCAGACACCUGUAGUCCCAGCUGCUCGGGAGGCUGAGGCAGGAGAAUCGCUUGAACCCAAGAGGCAGAGGUUGCAGUGAGCUAAGGUCGUGCCACUGUACUCCAGCCUGGGCGACAGAGCAAGACUCCAUCUCAAAAAAAAAAAAAGAACCAGGUGGAAGGAUUGUGGUAAGGGCUAUAGUGCUGGAGUCAACUCCAGUAAGAAAACUCUAAAAGGACAAAUGAUAAGGUAGUGCCUCCAAGGUGGUACCUGAAUUCUCUCAGGCUGUCUUUGGUUUCUAGUAACAAACCUGAGAGAAGAAACUGCCUCCCUGGCAAGAUGGGUGUCACAUCAACUCUGCUUCUGAUUUAGUUAAAAUGAGAGGGCAUGGAUUGCUAGUAUUUUUGAAAAGCUCUAUACACUACAUAUGGCUAAACCUUUUUGCAGCAAGAGGGAGGAAGAGAGUUUUGUUUGCUUUAGGAGGUAGGGAAAUUUGAUACGUGUUUCAUGUAGCCUAGGAGGAGGAUAUGAAUAAAUGGAUAUUACAGAAUGCCAGUGAUAUCAAUAAGGUGGGAACCGUCCUGUUCAUGUUCUUUUAAGGCUGGUUUUAAGCACUAUGGGUAGCUGAAUUUUCUUAAGAAAAUAAUUUCCAUUAUCCAAAUAUAUUGGCCUACUAUAGGCCUUAUAUAAUUUUGAUAGCAAGAUUAUGAGGACUCAGUCAAUCAGUUAUAUUUCAUUUCUAGCUUUGGACAGUCUAGUAAUUAAACAAAUGUUGAUUGGACAUCAGCUUUGUCAAGACACUUUUACAAAGAAGUGCAGUGUGUAUCCUCCAUCCCAUAGGGCUUUUGGGAUCUAACUGGGAAGAGAACACUCUUAUUGGCCACAUAGGAAAGACAGUGUAAGUAGGGGUCAUGUUUAUAUUACAGACAGCAAAAGAGAAAAGUUACUGAGAACUGGGGCAUUUGAGAAAGUUACGUGGAGGAAAGGGACAAGUCAAAGACCCUUGAGGAGCUCAAGUUAAGGCUAGUUAAGAGAAUUCAUAAAUAGGUGAGAAGUUAGGUAACCUUUGAAAACAGUUAUAAAAGGAUACCAUACAAAACACAAUGCAGCAACAAAGAAGAUAUACAGACAAUCAUCACAUUUUCUUUUAGGAAUUCAGGGAAAAAAAGAUGUCACACAAUGGCAUCAGGCUAGAUUGGAAAGGGAAGGCUUUUAAAGGUCCAGUAAGACCUUGCCUCUGGGUCAACUACUGGUAUAAGGAGGAACUUGCUUUAAACAGUCCUGACAAAGUGCCUUUUGACCUAAUGCCUUUGAGACUCACUUAGACAACCGGACUCAUUGUAGGUUCCACAGGAAAACACUGACAGUAUUCUAGAUCUUACUCCAACCAGCCACACUGGCAGGGCGCAGCCUCGUACCCUUCCUAUUUCUGAAGGUAUGUAUAGUGGCUUCUGCAGCAAAACUGCUUACCUCCCAGGAUCACUUCAUGGUUUGGACAAACAGGAAUGAAAGCUCUAGUUUUUUGCUUGUUGGUAUAUGUAAAUUUUUUUUAAAAGUAUCCUCUUCCAUCAUCGGUAGAAGUUUUGCUUUCAUUGAUAAUAGGGAUUCUGAUGUACUCUUAUAACUUAGGUUUUCUCAGAAAUUAAAUAGCAUUUAAGAUCAGUGUAAUACAGUUUUAAGCAUUACACUGAUUAUACUGUUGAUUCUGUAGAAAACUAAAAUUAUACAUGAGGUAUCAGAAUCCAUUAUAGGUUGUAAAAAAAUUUAUGUUCUUUAUAUAUUGAGUCUAAUACUUCUUCUACAGAUUGUAUCUAAUGUUUCUGCUACCUAAAUUAUUACACUCAAAGUUUUGAAAAUUGAAAAAAGAUAUUUUUAAGUACUUAAAACAUUUCUCUAUAUUUAUCACUCUGUAUUACGUAUAUAAAAUAAGAUUGUUUGCUUCAACUAUCUGUACUUUCUUUUCCUGUGAAGUUUUAACUUCAUGUAUUAUUGAAUUAUUAAUAAUACAUGUAUUAAUGUAUUAUUGAUUUAACUUCAUGUAUUAAUGUAUUAUUGAUUUAACUUAAUUGUACCAUCUAGCCAUGUAUAAUGGAAAAAGGAAGUUAAUAUUUGUUAUUAUGUUCUGUGCCAGGGACUGGACCAAACUCUGAUUAGUACACUAUCACUAUGGCAUGCCUAGUUCAUGCCUCACAACUCUGGGAUCUAACUGUUGUCAGAAAGAGACUAAAGAUGAGAGAAUAAAUUACUUUGCUAGGAUGAUAUAGGUGGUGAUAAUAGAAUCAGAUUUAAACUCAGGACUUCACGUUCCAGCAUCAGUGAUAUUCUCUCACUGGUAGUGGUUUUCAAAGCUAGGACAAAAGCAUCAGCAUUACUGGGGAACUUGUCAGAAAAGCAAGUUCAUAGGCUGGGCAUGCUGGCUUAUGCCUGUAAUCCCUGCACUCUAAGAGGCCUAGGCAAGCAGGUCACUCAAGCUCAGGAGUUUGAGACCAGCCUGGACAAUGUGGCGAAACCCUGUCUUUACUAAAAGUCAAACGAAUUAACUAAGCAUGGUGGCCCACACCUGUAGGCCCAGCUACAUGGGAGGAUCACUUGAGCCCAGGAGAUUGAGGCUGCUGUGAGUCAUGAUUGUGCCACUUCACUCUAGCCUUAUAGCAAUAGAGUGAGACCUUGUCUCAAAAAAAAAAAAAAAAAAAAAAAAAGAAAAGAAAAGAAAAGCAAGUUCUCAGAAAAGAAAAGCAAGAUCCCAGACCUAGUCUGAGUGUGACAUCACAUCUGGCAAUCUGCGUUUUAGUAAUCCCUCCAGGUGACUGAUUGAUGCUAAAAUUUGAGAUUCAUUGCUCUAUGCCAAUCAUCAUUCUCUUUGCUUGGGUUAGAAUCAUCUGGAGAGCUUGUAAAUGUCCUCAUGCCCAGGCUACACACAGAUCAGUUAAAAGGAACCUCUGAGGGUGGGACUCAGGCAGCAGUAAAAUAAAGUUCAUUGGGUGAUUCUGGUGUGCAGCCUCAGUUGAAAAUGUUAUAUGGCAUUUAAACUCAGACACUAUUUCAGUUAUUAAAUGACAUACAUUGCUUCAGCCAAAAACAAAAACAAAAAACUUGGGCCUUUAGAGCCCAGCUUUCAGAGCUUCUGCACAAAGUAGAACAUUCAUUUCCUCCGGAUUUGCUAAGGAUUGAUCAACCUCCAGCAAAAUGUAUGAUUAGUGAGUGUUUCAGUUUGUGCUUCUAUUAACUGAGAACCAAUCAUAGAACGUUGAACCUAAAAAGGACCAGAGAGAUUCUAGGAUGAAUCUGUCUUGGAGAUGAGAAAAAUCCAGGCUCAGAGAGGGAAGCUAACUUAACUCUGAUCAGACUUAGUCUGCUGCAGAGGUCACCUUUCGGUCUGAUAUUUAUGUCUUGAAUAUAUUCCCUAGAUGAAUACACAAACUAUCCAUUUUAUCUUAGUCUACUUCAGUCUUCUCUCUUUGGGCCUGAAUAAAGACGAGGAGAACUGAUAGACAGCUAAAGGAUAUUGCAAGCAUGAUUAUUGGAAUUGGGAGAUUCCACAGAACAAUCUGAGAAUGAUCUCAUAUCAAAUACAGAUGAGUUAUUCUGAGACUAAUUCCAAUAGUUUUAAAGUAGAGACGAGUUUUUUGUGGUGGACAUUGUUUUUAUCGUGUAAAUAAGCAAUUUUUAAAAUACAUUUAAAGAAAUGAAAGAGCAUAAGAGCCAUCUAGGCUGUCAAGUAUGUGGGGAAGUGGAGUUCACAUAGUUUCAUGUGGAGCCCAUAAAGAUUUUAUUAUAGUCAAUUUUAGUGAAAUUUAUCCUUGGUCAGAUGAGGGUUUUGUCCUUCAUUCAGCAAAUAGUUAAUGAGUGCAUACUAUGUGCUAGGUGCUGAAGAUACAGAGAUAAAUAAGACUUAGUCACUCUAAGCUGAAACUGCUCAGCAUAUGAAAGUGAAGGAAUAUUUGUAGGUGAUUUUCAUGUUAAAGUAUUUUUCUAACGUCACCUAGAAGAUUGAGAUAUGAAGCUCUCUACCUCUCACCUACAAUAGUUUUAGAGUUGGCUGCUAUUUUGGUGUAAGUCCCUUUUGCUGUUCCUCUUUUAACUGUAUAUCUUUUUGAGACCAGCACUCACAUCCAAAAGGGCAAUUGUAAUAAAAAAGAAGACAGUAUUUUAAGGAAUUCUGAUCGGAACCAGAUUUUUAACUGCCAUAGACUCUUGUAUGAUGUUAUUUAUAUACAGAACACAAAGUACUUGAUUAGCUUAACUGAUGUACUUGAUACUAGAAAACCUAUAUUAAAAGAAAGUAUUCCUCCUCCUAAGGAAUCAAGCACACACGAGCUCCUGUUUCCAAGUUUUCCUCACUCUUCAUGUUCUCUUUGUUUUUGUGGGGGGCGGGGGGUGCUGGAAUGAAAGGGGUGAGAGCUAAAGUAUGUUUUCAUUGCAAGUUAAUUAUUAACCACCAGUAAUUCACAAAAUUAUAUUUGCUGUAAUCAUUAAAUUUAGUGACUAAUCCCAGGAACAAGGGUUAGUCCUUCUUCAUAGUUUGUAGAUUUGCAAAUGGAGAUUGAAUCUUAUUUUAAUCUUUUAUCUGUAAUGUAAUAUGGGCUUCUUAUUACUGGAUAUAUUUGCAUUUUAUCUCCAGGACAUGUUAGUUCUUAGAAGAUUAUUUUCUUCAUAAACCCUAUUAAAAAAUUUUUUUUAGUUUUAUUUUUGAGACAGAGUUUUGCUCUUGUUGCCCAGGCUAGAGUGCAAUGGCAUGAUCUUGGCUCACCACAGCCUCCGCCUCCCAGGUUCAAGCAAUUCUCCUGCCUAAACCUCAUGAGUAGCUGGGAUUACAGGCAUGUGCCACCAUGCCCAGCUAAUUUUGUAGAGAUGGGAGUUCUCCAUGUUGGUCAGGCUGGUCUCAAACUCCUGACUUCAGGUAAUCUGCCUGCCUCAGCCUCCCAAAAUGCUAGGAUUACAGGUGUAAUCCACUGCACCAGCCACCUUAUUUUGUUUUGCUUACUUUCUGCUUUGAUUCUAAUGUCACAUUGCAUAACUGGAUAUAAACAGCAGUCAGUUUCUCACAUCAAAUAGAGCCCUGUAGCGACUUCAAAGACACAGAAGACACAUGGUCAUAAAACUGUGUAUAUUAUCCAGGGAAUAUCACUACAGAUUAAAUAUAUUAAUGAGGCCAUCAAAAUCUGUGGUAAUCUCUCAGGCUUUGCUAUUUGGUACCACAUACAGCUAAUGAGAUAAUAAUGUGUCUAAUUGUGCUUAGCCAUUAUUGGCAUUUAAUAAACCUUUGUCAUUGAAUUUUACAAUCUUUUUUCACCUUAUUUUGGAAAUGGUUGAUUAAAUAUCUCCUUUAUUUUCUGCCAGAUGAGGGAUUUUUCCUUCAUUCAGCGAAUAUCUAAUGAGUGCUUACUGUGUACUAGAUGUUCUUAGGGUAUUGCAUAUAUAAUAUUUAUUUAAGCCUCAAAACAGCUCUUAAGAUAACUGCCUUUGUUAUCUUCAUGUUAUAGAUAAGAGGCAUAGAGAGGUUAAGUAGCUUGUCCAAGUUACACAGCAACUAAGUGCCGAAGCUGUGAUUUAAACCCAGGCAAUCUGGCUUCAGAACCUGCAUUCAUAACUAUAACACUUUACUGUCUCUACUUCUCAUGGUGCCAGGCACUGUGUUAGGCUGCCCUUUUGUAUGACUUAAUGCCAAAUUCUCAUAUCUAUGCAAGGCAGUAUCAAUAUUCCCAUUUUUGUAGGAGAGGUAACUUGAUUCUUAAAGAAGUUAAUAAUUUGCUCAAGAUACAUAGCCAGUCACUGCCAGACCUGGAAUUUUACUUCAACCAGUGAGGAGUCCACUGCCCUUCCACUAUUCUGGAAAAUUAAGGUUUUUAUACUCAAUUUGAUUCAACCAUGCUAUCACAUCCUUCCAUUAUGGAUAAUAGGAAAUUGACUGCACUAGGUUAAAUCUAUUAUAGCAGGAGCAGUAUCAUUCUGUAUUUAUUCAUAAUGUUUGAGAGCAAUGGCCAACAUUCAUUAUUUUACUUGUGUCCCCAUUCAUCCCCCAAAGCCUUAUAAAGACACACAGAAGGCAGAAGUGGGUUUGUGCCACAGGAUGAAUAAGGACUUGUCAGAACUGAAUAUUCUGACUUUUAUUCAAAGUCAGUUUGCAUAUAGCUGACUUUGAUACGAAGAGAAAAGGUAGUUUACAUUGGUGGUUAUUGCUCUGUCACCCAUGUUAAGCAGUUCAGGCCUGAAGUCAAAUUGCUCGUGGCUUCAAACAGUAAUAAUUUUGUAAAAGAUUCUUUCAAUUGACUAUUUCCUCUGUGGGAUCCCUCAUACACAUGCAGCCAUCUAAUGGCUGGGGGUUAGGGUAGUUCAGUAUUACUUCUCUCAUGUCUGGCAGUUGGUGCUGGCUCUUGACUAGGGUGCCUUGGUUCAUCUUCCAGUAGAUGAGAUUGGGCUUCCGCCCAGCAUUGGGAGAUCUCAGGGAAGUGUUCCAAGAAGGCAAGCCCCAGUGUGAAUACACUUUUCAAUCCUUUGCAUUUGCUGCAUUGUCUAAUGUCUUACUGGCCAGAGCAAGUCAUGACCAAGCCCAGAGUCAUUGUCAAAGGGGACUUCAACUCUACCUCUUAAUGGGGCUAGUGCAAAGACUUUGUGGGCAUUUUUAACCCACCACAGAAAGAAACCAGACUUAGUAAAGAACAGGGGUCAGCAAACUUUUUCUUAGAGAGACAGAGGUUACAUAUUUUAUGUAACCUUAGGUCUUUAUAGUUGUAGCAUAAAAGCAACCACAGACAACAAAUAAGCAAAGGGUGUGACUUUGUUCCAGUGAAACUUUAUUUACAAAAAUAAGAGGCCCUGUCAGACUAUAGUUUGAUACUAUUGUUGAGAUACAUACACCUUUAGGAGUAAAAAUGAUAGAAGAAUGCUCCCAAAUGUUGACUCCUUUGAAUCCCAAAUUGAAGAACAGUAACACGUUUCCUAGGAAUGGCUCUUUUAAAAAAUCUCCAGUCCUCCAAGAAAGAGAAGCCAGGGAAAGUCCAACAAAAGUUUCCCAUGGUGUAAUUUUGGAAAUGAGUUGAACGGUAACUUGGACAUCAUUAGACUUGAUUGAGCCCUCAUUAUGGCCAGGACACAAUUCAAGAUCAGUUACUCAUAUAAAAAUACUACUAGCUGUACUGAGUACUUACUUUAUAAAAGUUAUUUAAUGCUUCAAGUAAGCCUAUUCGGUCAAAACUCUUUCCCUUAUUUUAAAGAUGGAUUAUAGAACUUCAGAGGUGUGAAAUUACUGUCCCUAGGUAAUAGGUUUUUUAAAAAGUCAAGAUUUGAAGCCAGAGCCAGAACUUUUUCUGUGCUCUUUCUACAUUACCAUAUUAUCUUUGCCUUUUGGAGUUAAUUUUUUUUUUUUUUUUGAGAUGUAGUUUCACUGUCACCCAGGCUGGAGUACAGUGGCUUACUACAACCUCCGCCUCCCAGGUUCAAGCGAUUCUCCUGCCUCAGCCAGGUAGCUGGGAUUGCAGGUGUGCACCAUCACACCCAGCUGAUUUUUGUAUUUUUAAUAGAGAUGGCAUUUCACCAUGUUGACUAGGCUGGUCUUCAAUUCCUGACCUCAAGUGAUGUGUCUGCCUCAGCCUCCCAAAGUGCUAGGAUUACAGGCACAAGCCACCGCAACCAGCUGGAUUUAAUUUAAGAAGGAAAUUAAAUGUAGAAUAAUUUAUUCAUGGGAAAGUUAUUUGGCAGUAGUCACAAAAACAUAUCUCUUCAGGUGCAGGUAGAAGAUAGAGAAUGAGAAAGCAUUGGUAUUUUCUCCUAUUAUAAAAUAUUGUGUAUUAAACGAAGUUUGACCAGGUGUGGUGGCUCAUGCCUAUAAUCCCAGCUCUUUGGGAGGCCCAGGCGGGUAGAUCACUUGAGUGCAGGAGUUUGAGACGAGCCUGGACAACAUGGCAAAACCCCAUCUCAAUUUUGCAAAAAAAAAUGUAAACAUUUGCCAGAUGUGGUGGUGUGCCCUUGUAGUCCUUGAUACUUGGGAGGCUGAGGUGGGAGGAUCACUUGAGCCUGGGAGGUUGAGGCUGCAAGCCAUGAUCGCGCCACUGUGCUCCAGCCUGGGUGACAGAGUGAGACAUUGUCUCAAAAAAAGAAGAAAAUUUUGAGGUAUAGUAAGGACAAAGAUCAGGAUUGCCAUUGAAAAGACAAUUUGUGCCAGCUGCGGUGGCUCACACCUGUAAUCCCAGCACUUUGGGAGGCUGUGGAAGGGAGAUCACUUGAGGUCAAGGUUCGAGACCAGCCUGGCCAACAUGGUGAAACUCCUUGUCUAUUAAAAAUACAAAAUUUAGCCAGGUGUGGUGGCAGAUGUCUGUAAUCCCAGCUACUUGGGAGACUGAGGCAGGAGAAUUGCUUGAACCCAGGCUACUGCACUGCAGUCGGGGUGACAGAGUGAAACUUUAUGUCUCAAAAAAAAAAAAAAAAAAAAAAACCAAAAAACAAUUUGUUAUAGCUCCUAAGAGAAGGGGACACACCAUGCCAGAGGGAGCCAUGCACUAGGGAGCCACAGGGAUCAGGAGGCAGAAGAAGCAGGAAGAACUGUGGGCAAGAACCUUCCUGUGGUUUUCAUGGGAAGGAACAGGUGAGGCAGGGUGAGCAGGUUGAGGAUUGGCUAGUUUGAAUAAUUUUAGUGGGCUUUGUAGCAUAGGGGCUGUCCCUUGUUGUCUGGUACCUGGUCCUGAGAUGACUAGGACAAGUGGAUAAUGGCCUGAUAUGCAAGAGCUUGAAAAAGAGGUGGCUGGGGUAUGGGCUCUGGAUUGGUUGGUUUGUAUUUGAAAUGUGCACUCAUGAGUAAGUUGUAUGGUCUCCAAGAAUUGGCUAACCCUGGGAGAAGCAGUCCCUCUAGGGUCAGCAAGACCCCAGUUGUCACAGCAUCAGAAUACAAAAAUAAAAUACGUGAUCAAUACACUACCACUACUACCUUAGUAGGUUCUUUGUUCCUCUGAUUUCUGUCUUGACUCCCAAAUUAUGGAAAUAACAGGCAAGAACAAGAAAGAAAGCAAAACAACAAAGAUCCAAGCAACUAAAACAUGUUACUAAAUCCAUGCACAGAAAGUUCUUAAUUUUAUUUUAUAUACCUUUCUAAGGCGGUUGGUUAGCUGAUUUCUGAGCCCAUCAUAAAUUAGUUAAAGUAAUAGCUACUGCCUAGCACUGCAUGUACAGGUCUGAUAGUAAUACCUGCCAGUGCCCUAAGCAGUUAGGAGUAAUUCUUCCAUAUCACAAUUUUCAUCUAUCCUCAACCACAGUGGAACUGCAUUUCAAACCGUGUACGUUAGUUCAGUGGUUAACUAGGAUAGAAAAGUGGUUUUAAACUAGCUUUGCUGGACAGCAACUGCCAGCUAAAGCACAGGCUGCUGAUCUGUCCUAAUUGUGUCUGUAGCCAUAUCAAAUGAUCCUGGGUAUCUAGUAGUCCUUGGGCCUAUUAACUUCAAUGACCUGCUUGCGUUGAGCAUUUUAUUCUGUCUUCCACUGACUGUUAUCACCUGCUCACUGUUACCACCUGCUCCACUGACUGUUAUGAACUGCUCACAUCUUAAAUCCUAGUCCAAACCACUGUCUGAUUUUCCUUGGACUGUGUCCUCUUCACUCUCCACUGGGCCUCUGUUCACUUUUUGCUCCAGGCUAUCUAAAGAGAGCCUGGUUAAAAAACAAAAACAUAAAUGUCAAUCAUGUCUCUCCCCUGCCUGGAAAUCACUUAGAAGUUCCCCAUUGCUCUUAAGAUUCAGUCCAGAAUACUUGGCAUGACCUAUUAGGGAAGACAUUGAAUGCCCUAGUUCCUGCCUACUUCUCCAGACUUACUUCAUUUCUCUCUCUACAGUUUCUGUGAUCCCUAUCUUCUCUGGUCUUUCAGAGCACUCAAAAAUGCCACACUCCUUACCUCAGGACCUUCCUGCAAACUCUGAACUGUGUGUCUUCUGUCCCUCUUAUUUUCUAGCUAAAUUAUCAGCUUAGUGUCAGGCCCUUCUCUUCUCAAGCUUGUCUGGUCCUGAGGGCACAUUAGACUUGGUUCCCUAAAUACAUCCUUCCUUCUGUUCCUGGUUACACUCCAGAGGCUUCUCCCUGCAGCCCAGUCUGCAUCUCUGCAGAAUCCUCCACACUUGAACCCUCUGACAUCCAAUUGCAUCAAUCAUUCCAUUCUAAUACCAAGUACUUGCUCAUUUACAUUUGUUUUCAAAUGAUUUCUGUGAUUUUUUUCUGAAUUUUAUAAUUUUUGUUUUGUUUUUACGGAGAUGAGGUCUCACUAUAUUGUCCAGGCCGGUCUCAAAUUCCUGGACUCAAGCAAUCCUCCCACCUCGACCUCCCAGUGUGCUGGGAUUACAGGCUGCUCAGCCUCCCAGUGUGCUGGGAUUACAGGCAUAAGCCACCACGCCUGGUCGCUUUUCUCAUUAUUGCUCUAGUCUCUAAUCCUUCCCCUUGGGUUUCUAAAUUUUUCCUGGACAUUGGCCCUGGAGCUUCACAGAAGGUGAUUUUUUCUGAAGGACACUCAAAAAAUUGCAUCCAGAGAGGACAUAAAGGACAGGCCAUCAGAACUGAAAUCUGGGCAGAGCUUGGUAGCUUAGUAGAUUUAAUGGCAUUAUGAAAGCAAACAAAGAUUCACAAAGUAACUAAGCUUUCCAUACCAUAGCCAUGAAUUCUGGCCAUAAUUCUUUUUUUUUUCUUCCUGAGACGGAGUCCUGCUUUGUCACCCAGGCUGGAGUGCAGUGGCACAACUUCAGCUCACUGCAGCCAACUCCUGGGUUCAAUUGAUUCUCCUGCCUCAGCCUCCCGAGUAGCACCCACGACCAUGCCUGGCUGUAAAACUCUAUAGACAUUUUCCUACAUCUUCACUACAUAAAACAUCAGCCUACUGGAUACUAGUCCAGCAAAACUACUAGUAGUAGCUAAUAAUGGGUUAAAUCAUAUACAUAUAUUCAUAAUAAUGCUAUAGUCAAUAAUAUUACACUACUUGGGAAGCUGAGGUGGGAAGGUGCCUGCCACCAUGGCUGGCUAAUUUUUGUAGUUUUAGUAGAGACAGGGUUUCACCAUGUUGGCCAGGCUGGUCUUGAACUCUGACCUCAGGUGAUCCACCUGUCUCAGCCUCCCAAAGUGCUGGGAUUACAGGUGUGAGCCACUGUGCCUGGCCAGUUUUAGAAUUUAGGUUAAAUUUUAGAAUUUAGGUUAAUUCUAAAACCUAACUUCGGGACUAAAGUUCUCAAGAAGACUGGUGUUUUUGUUUUUGUUUUAUAACAUUGUUCCUAUGUACUUGCAUGAGUUAAAAUCUGGUAGAGCAGAUACUGGAGGAUAAUAUAACUUGCCUGGACAUCAAGCACAUACCAGUCCUCAGGGACUGGCAUAGAUUGUGGAGAUGUCCCAUUCCAGGAAUAUAUAUUUUUUUGGUGUCUUAUAAAUGUGACAGUUAAGAUAGCUGAGUCAGCAUUUUAACUGAUUAUUAACAGUGGAAACAGAUGGAAUUUGAGUUAUAUUUCUGGAAAGGCAACAGAUUCCAUACUGACAAGAAAUUUUGUGUUCACUUUUUGUGAGAAUUGUAAAAUGAUGACAAAUAUCACUUAUUCUGAUUUAAUAGAUGGAAAAACUGGGGUAUACAGUAGUGAUACUUAAGAAGAGCACUAUGCAUAAACAAUGAAAUUUACCACCUAUAUAGUAUGAUUUGAUAGGUGCUUACAUUCCUCGGUGUCACGGAUUUUGUCCCCUGACCAUCUGCCAGCAUACCUGUAAUCACUACAUACCCCUUCAGGGCCAUCUCAAGGUUCUCAAUAAAUGCUUAUUUGAGUGACUGAACAAACAAGAGACUAAAGACACAAAGUCACUUAAAUUGGAUCUAUGCCUUAUCUGAAAAGUAUAAGAUUAUUGACUCUAGCAUUAUUUUAAAUAUAUAUAUGAUUUAACCCAUUAUUAGCUACUACUUAGGUGCAGGGCUUUGGUGGGGCAGUAUCCAGUAGGCUGAUGUUUUAUGUAGUGAAGAUGUAGGAAAAUGUCUAGAGUUUUAGAGCAGUACCUUUGGCUUCUAGGAUCUUAGGGAAAGUAGGAGAUGUGAUACAAUUAACUAACCUGGAUGCCACAUGAGGUUUAUUUAUUUUUUUUGAAACAGGGUCUAGUUCUGUCACCUAGGCUGCAGUGCAGUGGCAUGAUCAUGGCUCACUGCAGCCUGGACCUCCUGGGCUCAAGUGAUCUUCGCACCUCAGCUUUCCAAGAAGCUGAGACUACAGGCAUGCACUACUAUGCCUGGCUAAUUUUUUAAAUUAUUAUUUAUAAAGAUGGGGUCUUACUUUGUUGCUCAGGCUGCUCUUGAACUUCUGUGCUCAAACGACCCUCCAGCCUCAGCUUCCCAAAGUGCAGGUAUUACAGGUGUGAACCACCAUGACUGGUCUGUAUGAAUUUUGAAAUAUCAAAGGGAAGUGAAUAAGGAGGGAAAGAUGCACCAUUCCUGGGUUUCUGGAGGUACUGAAAUACAGGUUGAUGUGUAGAGUGGCUGGAGCAAACUCCUAUUCCAUUUCCCUGCUUCAAAAACCCAUUUUUCUGUCUCAAAAAAAAAAAAAAAACCCUCCAUUUAAUAUGUUUUCCUUGGAUAGAGGAUGUGUCAGAUAUUAAACUGAUAAGAACAGAUACUACACUUGAUCUUAGCCAAAAGGGUAAGUUUCAUUGGAGUAGCCUGCAGUAGAUCUGGAGUUCCUCCUCUGGAGACCACUUAGAGGGCUACUUUAAUAGGUGAAAAGAUGAUAAGGAAUUAAGAAAGGAACAUUUCAGUGGUAACAGAGAGGCAGGGACAGAUGGAAAGAUUUCAGGAAGAGCAUGGAAGAUAAUAUUCCGCAUUACCUGGACUCUGAUUCACUCUGGCAAAAGGGACACAUGGGAGAUCAGUUUCCUGUUAUCACAGUACUUCAGACACAUUUUUUUCUGUGCCCGUGAAAUCGCCAGUGUCUUUAAGGUAAGGCUCAUAUAUUUUUAUCUCAGUGUUCCUGGAAUCCUUUCAAUGACAUGCCAAAAGGUUACCUGUAUGGUUGCUGAAUCAUUGGAAAAUGGACAUUCAUAAAUGGCUAAAGAUUAUAGGUUAACUUGUAGUAAAAUCAUUAGCGUUAAAGGUUAAGUAAUGACUGAUAAAACACUACACUGAUUACAUUUCUUUCUUUUUUCUUUUUUUUUUUUGAGACGGAGUUUCGCUGUUGUUACCCAGACUGGAAUGCAAUGGCACGAUCUUGGCUCACCGCAGCCUCCGCCUUCUGGGUUCAAGCAAUUCUCCUGCCUCAGCCUUCCGAGUAGCUGGGACUAUAGGCGUGCACCACCAUGCCCAGCUAAUUUUUGUAUUUUUAGUAGAGAAGGGGGUUUCACCUUGUUGACCAGGAUGGUUUCGAUCUCUUGACCUCGUGAUCCACCUGCCUCGGCCUCCCAAAGUGCUGGGAUUAUAGGCUUGAGCCACCGCGCCCGGCCUACACUGAUUACAUUUCAACCUAAUCUUUCUAGCGAUUUAAAAGUCUCCAUAAAACUGGUAAAUUCCUCAUCCCACAAAUUGCCAGAGACUGGAAUACUAGCUUCGAAAUACUUUUUUCCUUAGCUGAUUUUAUCGAGUUACUAUAUGCCUAAGAGAGUGUUCUAAGAAGACGUUAGUCGGGACCCAGAACAUGGGAAAUACUGGUUUCUAUAUCAAUUUGACGGUGGUCCUGAACUGAUUACAAUCUCUGAAUCCCAAUUGCACGCCAACGUUACGGAACCAAGAACGCUGACUCCCGUAUUUCUGGGCGGACACACAAGUUUGUUACGAUGGCUCGAUUGCUUUUGCCUGGCGGAAACCAAACCGUGAGGUCCGAGCACCAAACGACCAAGGACAGGAAGUGAGUCCAGGUCGUGCUCGUCUUGGUGAGAGCUUGGGCCGCUGAGAUUUCGGAGUCUGCGCUGGGCCCGCUUGGGGCUCUUAGUGGAUGGAAAAGUUCAGUCAUGUUUGCACCCGCGGUGAUACGUGCUUUGCGCAAGAACAAGACUCUCCGCUACGGAGUCCCUAUGUUGGUGAAUAGAUUGCUGAUUGUUGGAGGUUCUUUUGGUCUUCGUGAGUUUUCUCAAAUACGAUACGAUGCUGUGAAGAGUAAACUUGAUCCUGAGUUCGAAAAAAGACUGAGAGCGAAUAAAAUAACUUUAGAAUCAGAAUAUGAG